Molecule: messenger RNA, 700 nt
Organism: Moneuplotes crassus
Lineage: Eukaryota; Ciliophora; Spirotrichea; Euplotida; Euplotidae
Source: the annotation of a GenBank genome assembly
AAAUUAUUACAACAAUGGAAGACAAUGAAGACGAAGGGUUCUCCAUAGGAAUAGUUGACACAUUCCCGUUAUUCCCAAAAUCAUCGAGAUCAGUGAAGAGCCUUCACUCAGUCGAUAGAGGAAAAUAUAGAAGAUCAGUUGGUGAAGAGAUACUUAAAGGUGAUAAAUACUCUGAAAGAUAUCACAAACUAAAAUAAAUCCAGAGUUCCGUUCCUUGCAGAUGAACCUCAAAGAGCCAAUCCUUUAGAGUAUAAGCAUUUAAGACCUGUGCUUGAUGGAAAACUUAAGAUUCCUUAUUGAACAAAGACCGAGUUUGAUAGAAGAGUUCAUGGAGAAAUUGCAGAAAAGGAAACAAGAGUUAAAGGAAUUUUCUCAAAAUAUGACACGGACCCAAGGAACAAAUUAUUACAAAACCUAGAAACUAUAAAAGCCAAGCAUGAAGAAGGUACUAGAGUCUCGAAAGACUUUUUGAACAUCUAUAAAGAUGUUGAACAUCAUAUUCUUUAUAAUAAAAAACCACUAAAACAAUUCAGAGAUGUAAAUGUGAAAUACUACGAUGAUAACAAGUCCAACGAAGUUUUUACAAACACUCAUGCAAAGGGUGUAAUAGUGCCUCCAGGGAACCCGUUCUACGGUGGAUUUCCAGCAUAUCUCCGAUAUCCUAAUAAUGACUAAACUACCUAUAAUUCCAUUCACUCUG